This is a messenger RNA of Leptosomus discolor (cuckoo roller), 939 nucleotides long. The record is from RefSeq and is a predicted model, not a curated record. Lineage: Eukaryota; Metazoa; Chordata; Aves; Leptosomiformes; Leptosomidae.
GGCUCUGUCUUUGGUCAAGUUAUGCCAUCAGGAAACAACAUUUACUUCGAAAAUUCUCUCAUAAGCAUGAGUGGCAAGAAUGAAAUCUCCCAGCAAAUGCGUAUUUGUAAGGUGCCAUAUGUAUCACUACACAAAUUGAAUGAUACUCCAGAAACAUUGCAAGAGAUCAAAAAACACCUUGGAGAUAGAGCAGCUGAAAAUGCAAUGGAGAAAAUAAAAAUGGCAGAGAAAAAGGCGGCAAAAUCAAGUAAUGAUGUAAACAGAGCAAGCCGUAAACGGAAAUCAGAAAACUAUGAAAAAAUAGCUGCGGAAAAAGAAGGCACAAUGUCAGAGACUGGGAAUCAGUCAAUGCCGACACAUCUGCCUCAUAUUCCUCUACAAAGCCUAAUGGAAGUAGAAAUGGAGUUGGUAUACACUGAAGAGGAGGACAUUUCCUUCGAGUUUGCUGAGCCUGUGGUCUGUACAAACACUCCAUCGGCAUGUCGUGAUUCUGAAAAAGCAUGUGCUUGGAGCACAACUAAGGGCAGGACUUUGCCCUCCAUUGACAAAGAGCUCCAGGCGACCCUCGAGGAAGCCAGUGCUUGCUACAAGGAGAACAACUACACAGCAGCAGUGGAGCGGUUCUCAACAGCACUGGAGCUUUGCAGUAAAGGUACUUCUACAGAAAAUCCCGUUACGGCAUCUCUAGGAGACAUUUCCGGUAUUGUCAGUUUUAUUGAGACAAGGCUUGCGACCUGCUACUUAAAAAUGAAGAAGCCCAAUGAUGCUCUGAAUCAUUCACACAGGAGCAUUACUCUGAACCCAGCUUACUUCCGGAACCACCUGCGCCAAGCUGCUGUGUUUAGGUGCUUACAGAGAUACUCUGAAGCUGCAAGGUACUCUAGUGCUCAUGGAUUUCUGAUGGUUUCUCUACAUCUCUUCCAUUCCAGCUCUCAGUAG